AGUAAGUAUAAACCGCUACUCCAAGUAGCAAUUUUCCGCUAAAAUUGUAAAAAAAAAUAAAAUUAAAUCCCUCAAACCAGUGAAGUGGACAAUAAAGUGGGAAUAUAUGAAGAAAAAAAAAUCUGUACUCAAGAAAUUGAGUCUUUUGCUAACAUUAUUUAAGGAGAGGGUUUUAACAGAAUGUCGAAAUUCAUGUAAAAAAAAAAGAAUGUUGAAAUUCAAAUUAUUGUAAAUCUAAGUAUAAUCGUACAUUACGCGGGACUUACCUCCGUAAGACCGUAACCAAAAACAAAACUUGACUCGGACCGAACCCAACACCCGAUUCAACAAAAGUACAAAACCAAACCCUGGUCCCCGGAAAACUAUCUUUCAAAUUGGGUGUUCUCACUCUUUACAGCAGCAAACGUUCAAGAAAGGAAGGAGAGAGAGAGAAAAGGAAGAGACAAUGAUGAAUCAAACAGGAAUGCAGAAGAACACACUUUACGUAGGAGGAUUAGCAGAGGAAGUUAACGAAUCCAUUCUUCAUGCCGCAUUCAUCCCUUUUGGAGAAAUCAAAGAUGUCAAAACCCCACUUGAUCAAGCUACCCAGAAACACAGAUCCUUUGGUUUCGUUACUUUCUUGGAGAGAGAAGACGCUUCUGCUGCCAUGGAUAAUAUGGAUGGUGCUGAGCUUUAUGGUCGUGUUCUUACUGUUAAUUACGCUCUUCCUGAGAAGAUUAAGGGUGGUGAACAAGGAUGGGCUGCUCAACCUAUUUGGGCGGACGCUGAUACAUGGUUUGAGAGACAGCAGAUGGAAGAAGAAAUGCAACGUCUCCAGGCUGAGCACAAAGCUUCAAUAGAAGCAGCUGAGGAAUUGCACAGAAAGAAAUUGGCCGAGGAUCGAGAAGGAGAAAAAGAGGAUGACCCCAUGGCUAAGGCUGAAGCAGAGGUCUUACAGCAAAAUCGGAGUUGAUAUCCGAAUUUUUUUUUACUUGGAAAGAAAAAUAGAUGGGGAGGUGUUUGACAUCAUCAGACACACUUUUACUUGUGAUUUUGCUUCUAGAGAUUACCUAGAUAGAUGUAUAAACAACGGCUUUAGUGAUGAAUGGAAGUGUUUUGCAAAGUGAUUAUUCUAUUGCCUGGAUAGAUGUACAAACAACGGCUUUGGUGAUGAAUGUAACUGUUUUGCAGCUAUAGUUUAGUAGGUGUCUGACAAUCUAAUGUGUACUGCACCUGUCAUCUUUCUCCAGCCCCCUGCAUCAUGCUAGGGAUUUGUAUUUUCCCGGAACGAUUGUGGCUAGCUUCUUUAGGGGUUGGGGGUGUUUCACCACUCCAGUUAGCUAGAAUGAAAAAUCUCUUGUGCAUUAGGUCAA
This is a messenger RNA of Chenopodium quinoa (quinoa), 1352 nucleotides long. Its product is annotated as peptidyl-prolyl cis-trans isomerase E-like. Gene Ontology annotation, molecular function: RNA binding. Lineage: Eukaryota; Viridiplantae; Streptophyta; Magnoliopsida; Caryophyllales; Amaranthaceae. The record is from RefSeq and is a predicted model, not a curated record. The transcript has 2 exons. Bases 446 to 952 code for a protein of 168 amino acids.